AGUAAUGGUUCAGUGUGUUUGUGUCGGGAUACCGGGGAUAUUUGGAAUGGCACCGCUUUCUUUGUCUGUCUUAUGUCUGCUGAUUUUGGACUUUCAGCUGGGCUAUGGAGCGCCAGCUCCAGCCUCAGGCCCGGUGUUCCUGUCUAGUCAGGCAGCAGACAGCGUCCUGCGGAGACACAAACGCUACAAUACUGGUGUGUUUGAGGAGAUGCUGGAAGGCGACUUGGAGAGAGAGUGUAAAGAGGAAGUAUGUGACCUGGAAGAGGCCAGGGAGAUCUUUGAGGAUGAUAAAAAGACAAUGGAGUUCUGGGUGGCAUAUAUAGAUGGCAAUCAGUGUAAAUCAAGCCCAUGUCUGAACCAGGGGUUAUGCAAAGACCACCUCGGCUACUACACCUGUGCAUGUCCGUCUGGUUUCACUGGCACAAACUGUGAGAUUGUUAUAGCAAGAAGGUGUGACUUGAACAAUGGAGACUGUAUGCACUUCUGUGAAUCAAUGGGAACCUUUGGAGCAAAAUGCUCUUGUGCAAGAGGAUACAGGCUGAUAGAGGAUGGAGUUUCCUGUGAACCAGAUGCUGAAUUUCCAUGUGGCAGAACUGCUCUGAAAGAGGUCAGCACAGCAUUCAAAAGGUCUAUGUGGAAUGCAAGCCUGCAGAACAACACCAAUAUCACCAUCGCUGCAUCCCAUUCCUCGACUCCAGCUAGUACUCUGACGUCUCUUCCUGCCUCAAAUGACUCUGUAGAAAACCAAUCAGAUAAGAAGCUCCCCCUGCGGACGAUCCGUGACGCUGAGGUCCCUACUGAGGAGCAGCCUAAGCCUUAUAAACGCAUUGUAGGUGGUAAAGUGGUCAUCCCAGGAGAGAUCCCAUGGCAGGUAGCCUUGAUAGCGCGUCCCACUGGUCAGUUAUUCUGUGGGGGCUCCAUCCUCAGCGAACGGUGGGUUAUCACUGCUGCACAUUGCCUUGUGGAGGCACAGGGCUCCUUCUUCAUCAGAGUGGGGGAGCACAACAUCUACAUCCAUGAGGACACUGAGCAGGACCACGAAGUGUUGAAGCAACACAUACAUCCACGCUAUAAUAGCAGUAUAAGCUUGUAUAACCAUGACAUCGCUCUGCUGUACCUCAAGAACUCCAUCACCUUCUCCACAACAGUCCGACCCAUCUGCAUAGGGCCCAUGGCUUUCACUGAGGCCAUAGUGAAGGAGUACUCUCCGGCGACGGUCAGCGGCUGGGGCCGAACACGGUUCCUGGGAUUCACUGCUGACAAUUUGCAGAAAGUGGAGGUUCCUUUUACAGAUCGGACAGAGUGUAAGGACAGCAGCAGUGCCAGGAUCACUUCCUACAUGUUUUGUGCAGGGUACUACGAUGUGGACAAAGAUGCCUGUCAGGGGGACAGUGGAGGUCCUCACACAAACAGAUUUCAUGACACGUGGUUCCUUACAGGCAUUGUAAGCUGGGGGGAAGAGUGUGCAAAGCAGGGGAAAUAUGGUGUGUACACCCGGCUGUCCCUAUAUUACAGCUGGAUAAACCAUGUCAUGGGAAUAACUAAACAAAUGCUGGCAUUGGAUGUGGAAAACCCUGACCCUGAAACUUAAAGAGUACAGAUUUUUAAGAAUAUAAUUGGUUAUAAGUGGUUCUUUUUUUCUUGACACUUUUUUAACUCCACGGGAUAGUAGGAGAUACUUUCAUGAUUUGGCAUGUCAUUUAACACUGUAUGAAACAAAAAAAUGUAUUUAACAUUAAACUUCUGUCAUACAGUGCUCUGACUCUGUGCAGCUACAUCAGGGUUAGGGUUGUCAGGGUGGGAUUAGGUUGUCUCCAGGUAAAAGGCUCAUCAAUUUAAUGCUUUUCAGGACCCUUUCAAGAUGUUUUUAACCAAAUCUAAGACUUACUUUUGGACAAAUGAUUUUUUUUCUUAUUCAAGCAUUGCAGAUCAAUUUUAAGGUAAGGAGUAUAUAUGUAGUCUCCUCCAGAUUUUGCCAACAGGUAAGUGUAAGUAUAAAGGAAGACAGUACUAGUCUUUCUACCUUUCUAGCAAAAGACCUCAACUUGUUUUGAAAAAAUCAAAUAAAAGACAGGAAAAUAAAAUUUGAUAAAAUGUUUAUGACAUUUAAGACUAAUGAAUUUAAAGUUAAGACUAAUGAAAUUGAGGCCUAAUAUUUGUAUAAUUAAAAUGAAGAUGUUUCAAGAUUUUUUAAGGACCUGGAGACAGCCUGAUCAAAACACAUCAUCCCCAUCUGCUAGUAAAUGUUUUACAAGUAUUUAGUAGCAGAGAAACAACAGGGAUCUUUGGAAAUCCUGGCUUCAAAUGAUACGUAGCCAAAAACUCACGAAAAGAGAAAACUCUGCACAAUUGUAUUAUUUAUCUUGACUUCCAUUAAAACAAGAAUACAGAAACAAUAGAUUAAAUCAGGAUGCAUGACAAAGAGCAGCCUUAGUUUUCAGCCACACAGUAUUGAAUUAUUUCAAUUAGCAAAACAAUUAUUGCAAUAAAUAGUUUAUUUUUUAACGGACUGAAGCUGUACAAAAACAAGCCAAUUUAGAGCAGUGACUGUCUGACAAUACAAACCUGCUCACUGUUCAGUUGUCAUGCAUUUUCAUCUUAACGAAACAUUCAGCAACAAGCUCAGGCUACUUGGCUCAUCGGGAUACAUAAUAUUUCAAGCAGUUUUUUUUGUGUUUUCCAAUCUGGAAAAUCUGUGCAAAAUCUGCAGCAUUUUGGAUUAAGGUUACAAACAAACCAUCUGAUUUUUGUCAUAUAAGCUAAAAAGAAAUAAAAUGGGGUUUUGAUGUGCA
Molecule: messenger RNA, 2792 nt
Organism: Plectropomus leopardus (leopard coralgrouper)
Lineage: Eukaryota; Metazoa; Chordata; Actinopteri; Perciformes; Serranidae
Gene: f9a
Product: coagulation factor IXa
Biological process (GO): proteolysis; blood coagulation
Cellular component (GO): extracellular region
Molecular function (GO): calcium ion binding; serine-type endopeptidase activity
Source: RefSeq, a predicted model, not a curated record